Molecule: messenger RNA, 2092 nt
Organism: Nycticebus coucang (slow loris)
Lineage: Eukaryota; Metazoa; Chordata; Mammalia; Primates; Lorisidae
Gene: CHRNA3
Product: cholinergic receptor nicotinic alpha 3 subunit
Exons: 7
Coding region: 136-1755 (539 amino acids)
Biological process (GO): nervous system process; chemical synaptic transmission; monoatomic ion transmembrane transport
Cellular component (GO): synapse; neuron projection; postsynaptic membrane
Molecular function (GO): acetylcholine-gated monoatomic cation-selective channel activity; transmembrane signaling receptor activity
Source: RefSeq, a predicted model, not a curated record
CCCGCGGCACCGAGGGUGCGGUCUGCGCCGCGGCCGUGCGGAGGGAGGCGCUUUCGGCCCCGGCCGCGCCCUCUGCGGGCCCUUCGGAUCCGCCCGCCCCGUCCACGCGGGGUCUCCGGUCCUACGGCCGCCAGCAUGGGCGCCCGUCCUCUCUCGCCGCGGUCGCCGCUGCUGCUGGUGCUGCUGUCCCUGCCGCCGCUGCUGUCAGUGGCCAGUGCCUCAGAGGCUGAGCACCGUCUGUUUGAGCGGCUGUUUGAAGAUUACAAUGAGAUCAUCCGGCCUGUGGCUAAUGUGUCUGACCCAGUCAUCAUCCACUUUGAGGUGUCCAUGUCUCAGCUGGUGAAGGUGGAUGAAGUAAACCAGAUCAUGGAGACCAACCUGUGGCUCAAGCAAGGGUUUGGGGUCGCAGGCACUUCUCUACAGUUCUCCUGGAAGGACUACAAGGCCUACUCCCUCCAGUCAGAAAUGGACAGACUUCAACCUGGAUACAGAUGCUCCUCCAUGAUCUGGAAUGACUACAAGCUGAAGUGGAACCCCUCUGACUACGACGGGGCUGAGUUCAUGCGUGUUCCUGCACAGAAGAUCUGGAAGCCAGAUAUUGUGCUGUACAACAACGCUGUUGGGGAUUUCCAGGUGGAUGACAAGACCAAAGCCUUACUCAAGUACACAGGAGAAGUGACUUGGAUGCCUCCGGCCAUCUUUAAGAGCUCGUGCAAAAUUGACGUGACCUACUUCCCAUUUGAUUACCAAAACUGCACCAUGAAGUUCGGUUCCUGGUCCUACGACAAGGCAAAAAUCGACCUGGUCCUGAUUGGCUCCUCCAUGAACCUGAAGGACUACUGGGAGAGCGGCGAGUGGACCAUCAUCAAAGCCCCAGGCUACAAGCACGACAUCAAGUACAACUGCUGUGAGGAGAUCUACCCCGACAUCACGUACUCACUGUACAUCCGGCGCCUGCCCUUGUUCUACACCAUCAACCUCAUCAUCCCCUGCCUGCUCAUCUCCUUCCUCACUGUGCUUGUGUUCUACCUGCCCUCCGACUGCGGCGAGAAGGUGACCCUCUGCAUCUCCGUCCUCCUCUCCUUGACCGUGUUCCUCUUGGUAAUCACCGAGACCAUCCCCUCUACCUCACUGGUCAUCCCCCUGAUUGGAGAGUACCUCCUGUUCACCAUGAUUUUUGUGACCUUGUCCAUCAUCAUCACAGUCUUCGUGCUCAACGUGCACUACAGAACCCCGACCACGCACACGAUGCCCACGUGGGUGAAGACUGUGUUCCUGAACUUGCUCCCCAGGAUCAUGUUCAUGACCAGGCCAGCGAGCAACAAGGGAAGCACUCCGAAGCCCAGAGCCCUCUAUGGCGCUGAGCUCUCGAAUCUGAAUUGCUUCAGCCAUGCAGAGUCCAAACGCUGCAAGGAAGGCUACCCCUGCCAGGAUGGGAUGUGCGGUUACUGCCACCACCGCAGGAUCAAAAUCUCCAAUUUUAGCGCCAACCUCACAAGAAGUGCCAGUUCUGAAUCUGUCGACGCUGUGUUGUCCCUCUCUGCUUUGUCGCCAGAAAUCAAAGAAGCUAUCCAAAGUGUCAAGUAUAUUGCUGAAAAUAUGAAAGCACAGAAUGAAGCCAAAGAGAUUCAAAAUGAUUGGAAGUAUGUUGCCAUGGUGAUUGACCGCAUUUUCCUGUGGGUUUUCAUCCUGGUGUGCAUUUUGGGGACGGCAGGAUUGUUUCUGCAACCCUUGAUGGCGAGGGACGACGCGUAGCUGCUGGUCUGCACGUGGGCAGCAGGGCUGGGGAGCCGCUGUUUCUCACUGGUGACAUACUUUCUAUUAUCGAGCUUCCAGCUUUGUCUUUUUGGCAUUUCAAGCUUCACUUAUUUUCCAAUUUUCUUGAUAUUUGUAAAAAAAAAAAUCAUGCAAGAAAUAUAUCAAGAGUAUUUAUUGUGGGUAAAUGAACUUUUAACUAGCUUUUUUGGUAAGGUUAAAAAAGACAAAAUACAAUUCCUCUGCAGUGAUAAGUAAUACACUGAACACAUAAAAAUCUUCCCUUUUUUAGUUGUUGAGAAAUAACGAUAGAAAAACUUGCUGUUCAGAAAUGUAA